This is a messenger RNA of Pygoscelis adeliae (Adelie penguin), 2314 nucleotides long. RefSeq names its product c-Maf inducing protein (gene CMIP). Lineage: Eukaryota; Metazoa; Chordata; Aves; Sphenisciformes; Spheniscidae. The coding region runs from base 8 to 2035 and encodes 675 amino acids. The transcript is spliced from 20 exons. The record is from RefSeq and is a predicted model, not a curated record. Gene Ontology annotation, cellular component: nucleoplasm; cytosol.
UGGGUACAUGGAGAACUCCAUUUCCUACAGUGCUAUUGAGGAUGUUCAACUGCUCUCCUGGGAGAAUGCCCCUAAGUACUGUUUACAGCUCACAAUCCCAGGGGGUACUGUCUUACUGCAGGCUGCAAACAGUUACCUGAGGGAUCAGUGGUUCCAUUCUUUGCAGUGGAAGAAAAAGAUUUACAAGUACAAGAAGGUGCUCAGUAACCCCAGCCGCUGGGAGGUGGUGUUGAAGGAGAUCAGGACGCUGGUGGACAUGGCGCUGACGUCUCCGCUUCAGGAUGACUCUAUUCACCAAGCACCACUGGAGAUUGUCUCAAAACUGCUCUCAGAGAACAACAACUUAACCACUCAAGACCACGAGAGCAUUAUUGUGGCAAUUGCACCUUUGCUGGAAAACAACCAUCCUCCUCCUGACCUCUGUGAAUUCUUCUGCAAGCACUGCCGAGAGCGCCCACGGUCCAUGGUUGUGAUAGAAGUGUUCACACCAGUGGUACAGAGGAUUCUCAAACACAACAUGGAUUUUGGGAAGUGCCCUCGGUUGCGGCUCUUUACUCAGGAGUAUAUUCUGGCUUUGAAUGAGCUGAAUGCUGGAAUGGAGGUGGUGAAGAAGUUUAUUCAUAGCAUGCAUGGUCCAACUGGACAAUGCCCCCAUCCCAGGGUCCUGCCAAAUCUUGUCGCUGUCUGCUUAGCAGCCAUUUAUUCGUGUUAUGAGGAAUUUAUCAACAGUCGAGACAAUUCGCCAAGCCUGAAGGAAAUUCGGAAUGGCUGCCAGCAGCAGUGUGACCGAAAGCCUAAUCUCCCCCUCCGCCUUCUUCACACAAGUCCUGACCUGGUCUCUCAAGAGGCCACCUUGACUGAAUCCCGUCUCAAACCAGUUAUUGUCACUUCAAAUGAGAUCCACGUGGAAGUGGAGCGCAACAACACAGCUAAUCAGAAGAUGACAGCUAACGUUGGCAAUGACAGUGAGCCCAACCUGAUUGACUGCUUGAUGGUCAGUCCUACCUGCAGCACCAUAAGCAUUGAGCUGAGUGCCCAGGCAGACAGGAUCCUUGGCUGUUAUGUUGAAAUACUCAAGAUGCUGUCAGACUAUGAUGACUGGAGACCAGCACUGGCCAGCUUGCUUCAACCUAUCCCAUUUCCCAAGGAGGCUCUUGCACAUGAGAAAUUCACGAAGGAGCUGAAAUACGUGAUUCAGAGAUUUGCAGAAGACCCGAGGCAAGAAGUCCACUCAUGUUUGCUGAGUGUGCGGGCUGGCAAAGACGGCUGGUUCCAGCUCUACAGCCCUGGAGGAGUGGCAUGUGAUGAUGAUGGAGAGCUGUUUGCCAGUAUGGUACGUGUCUGCAAUAAUGUUCAUAUUUUAAUGGGAUCCUGCUAUAAAACAAAGAAGUUCCUGCUUUCACUGGCUGAAAAUAAAUUAGGACCUUGCAUGCUACUGGCUUUGAGGGGUAACCAGACGAUGGUAGAGAUUUUGUGUUUGAUGCUGGAAUACAACAUCAUCGAUAAUAAUGACACCCAGCUCCAGAUCAUCUCUACCCUGGAAAGCACAGACGUGGGAAAGAGAAUGUAUGAACAGCUGUGUGACAGGCAGAGGGAGUUAAAAGAGCUGCAAAGAAAAGGUGGUCCCACAAGGUUAACACUGCCAUCCAAAUCCACAGAUGCAGACCUGGCCCGCUUGCUAAGCUCGGGAUCUUUUGGAAAUUUGGAAAACCUCAGCCUGGCCUUUACCAAUGUGACAAGUGCUUGUGCUGAGCACCUCAUUAAACUGCCUUCGCUCAAGCAGCUGAACCUGUGGUCAACUCAGUUCGGAGAUGCAGGGUUGCGGCUUCUGUCUGAACACCUCACGAUGCUGCAAGUGCUCAACCUUUGCGAGACUCCUGUCACGGAUGCUGGGCUGCUGGCACUUAGUUCCAUGAAGAGCCUGUGUAGUUUAAAUAUGAACAGCACCAAACUUUCAGCAGAUACCUAUGAAGAUCUCAAGGCUAAACUACCCAAUCUGAAAGAAGUGGACGUCCGCUACACCGAAGCAUGGUGAACUCCCCCUGCCUCCGACUCUUCUCUUUUGCUUCUCAUGAGAAGGAAAAGAUUUUUAAAACAAACAGAGAAAAACAAACCGGAAAAUAACUUUUGGCUAAUACCUGUAGAGCAGUGAGUCCUGGGACUUGGUGGUAGGAGUCGUGGUUGUGGGGUAGAGUGGCGUUGUGUGUGUCAGGGGGGACGGGGCAAGCCUGGACCCGGACGGAUUCUUUCAGCUUUGUGAUUUCGGAAUCAACAUGAUUUAAAUUGAAAAGGAAAAAAAAAAAAAAGGAAAAAA